Molecule: messenger RNA, 1543 nt
Organism: Micropterus salmoides (largemouth bass)
Lineage: Eukaryota; Metazoa; Chordata; Actinopteri; Centrarchiformes; Centrarchidae
Gene: rnmt
Product: RNA (guanine-7-) methyltransferase
Exons: 12
Coding region: 266-1399 (377 amino acids)
Biological process (GO): 7-methylguanosine mRNA capping
Cellular component (GO): nucleus
Molecular function (GO): mRNA 5'-cap (guanine-N7-)-methyltransferase activity
Source: RefSeq, a predicted model, not a curated record
CACAUCGCUAGCUUCAGAGAGGCCCCUAGUUUCAGAGAGGCCCCUAGCUUCAGAGAGGCCCCUAGCUUCAGAGAGGCCCCGGGAGGAAAGCGGCUGGACCCUUCUCCCAUGAUGUGACGCACAAAUAUGACGCAAGCACAGCCGGAAGCUACUCAGAGCGCACGCGUCGUGUCCGUGGAGCACCGUGAGUUCUUUUUUCUUAACUUGUGAGACUUGUUCCCGGUACCGGUACCGGUACCCGGUACCUGCGGCUUCAGUGUGAACCAUGGAGCCUCAAUCAACUCCAGGAGGAGGAGGGAGCCCCGGAGAGAGGGAGGAUGGACGGCAGAAAACUGGGAUGAAGAGGAGACAUGAGGAGGAAGACGAGACCUCACCCACCAAGAAGCUGGCGACUGAUCACAGUGUGAAGGUGGCGAGUCACUACAACAGCCUGCAGGAGGUGGGUCUGGCUGCACGCAGUCGAAGCAGAAUCUUCUUCAUGAGGAACUUCAACAACUGGCUAAAGAGCGUCCUGAUUGGUGAGAUCCUGGAUCAGGUGCGGGGGGCAGGGCCUCGGCAGGUGUCUGUGUUGGACCUCGGCUGUGGGAAAGGAGGAGACCUGCUCAAGUGGAGGAGAGGAGGGAUCAGUCACCUGGUCUGUGCAGAUAUAGCGGGAGUGUCUGUGGAGCAGUGUCAGAGUCGCUACGAAGACAUGAAGAAGAAAAGCCACGCAAACGAGAGACUCUUCAGCGCUCAGUUCAUCACCGCAGACUGCACCAAGGAGGUUCUGUCAGAGAAGCUGGACGACCCGCAGCUGAUGUUUGACAUCUGCAGCUGUCAGUUUGUUUAUCACUACUCAUUUGAGAGUGAACAUAAGGCCGACAUGAUGCUGAGGAACGCCUGCGAGCGUCUGAAACCCGGAGGGUUCUUCAUUGGAACGACGCCGGACGCCUUCGAGCUUGUUAAACGUUUGGAGGCGUCGGACUCUCUGUCGUUUGGUAACGAGGUUUUUAAAGUCUCCUUCCAGUCCAAAGGGUUCUAUCCUCAGUUCGGAUGUCAAUAUCACUUCAGCCUUGAGGACGUCGUCAAUGUUCCAGAGUUCCUCGUCUACUUUCCACUUUUCGAACACAUGGCGAAGCGGUACAACAUGCAUCUGGUGCUGAAGCAGAGAUUCUCUGAGUUCUUUGGUGAGAAAGUGAAGAAGGAGCAUCAUCGCAGCCUCAUGAUGAAGAUGAUGGCUCUGGAGCCGUUUCCCAGUGAGGAUGGAGGUCGACAGGCUACAGACAGCAGAGGAGAGUACAGCCAUGCCAAAGAGCACUGUGAAAGAGUGGGAGUCAAAGUACCUCUGGGCACGUUGAGCAGAUCUGAGUGGGAAGCAGCCAGUAUCUACCUGGUGUUUGUCUUUCAGAAGAUGUCCUGAUCUCUUCUUCUUUGAACAAAGGGGCCACGUUACCAGAUGAGCUUGACCUGAUUAUACCAGAGAGCUGCUGUUCCCGUGAUGCUGUGUUUUUUAACCUGCUCAGCUGUAACUCUGGGACAUUAAAUAAACUGACUGCUACACAGG